Messenger RNA from Plectropomus leopardus (leopard coralgrouper), 712 nucleotides. NCBI's taxonomy places the organism in Eukaryota, Metazoa, Chordata, Actinopteri, Perciformes, Serranidae. The record is from RefSeq and is a predicted model, not a curated record.
ACUCUGCUCUUUAACGACACUCGUGUUUUCCCUCCGGUCACGUUGGGCAGCAACGUGCGACUUCACCAGCUGACCUCCUUGACCCCCGGGCGGCUUUAUAAGAUCGUUGUGUCGACGUUCAGCGGGCCGUACCAGAGACCGCAGUUCAUUGAGGGACGGACAGUUCCCAGUGCUGUUGGAAACCUCCACAUGGUUCCUCGACCCGGCCUGACGGACUCUGCUGGUGGACUGCUGGUCUCCUGGACACCUGGAGACGGAGACAUGGACAUGUAUGCCGUCUCCUUAUCCACCACGGAUGGCGUCAUCAUUGAGACUCGCCACGUCCAUAAACACAUCUCCUCCCUCAACUUCCUGGAUCUGACCCCAGGUCAAGCCUACACCAUCACCAUCCAAUCACUGAGCGGGAAGCUGACCAAUAGCAACACGGCCACAGGAAGAACUGCUCCGGCCAGAGUCACAGCUCUGCAGGCCGACAACGACCACACCACCCACAGUCUGACCGUCAGCUGGGAGAGGCCGGUGGGCGUGUACGACGGCUACAACCUGCAGCUUUUGGACGAGGCCGGCGUCCUUCUGGCCAACCGUUCGGUCUCUGUGGAGAGCCGGAGCGAACGUCUAGAGGGUCUGACAUCAGGGAAGUGGUACAGAGUGAAGGUGGCGACGCUCAGCGGUGGCGUCCCGUCGCUUGACGCCACAGCAGAAGGACAAACUC